Artibeus jamaicensis (Jamaican fruit-eating bat) is the source of this 5697-nucleotide messenger RNA. RefSeq names its product kirre like nephrin family adhesion molecule 2 (gene KIRREL2). The transcript has 15 exons. The coding region runs from base 2769 to 4883 and encodes 704 amino acids. NCBI's taxonomy places the organism in Eukaryota, Metazoa, Chordata, Mammalia, Chiroptera, Phyllostomidae. Gene Ontology annotation, biological process: cell-cell adhesion. Gene Ontology annotation, cellular component: cell-cell junction. The record is from RefSeq and is a predicted model, not a curated record. Gene Ontology annotation, molecular function: cell adhesion molecule binding.
CUUUCCUGCCUUGAGUAUGCAUUACCUCCCAAAUGACAUCAGAGAUGUCUGCUGGGGAGUGUGCAAGAAUGUGCAUGAGAGACUGGGAGAUGUCUUUGUGCAUGUGUGUGUAAAGUGCAUGUGAGUGAGUAUGAGUGUGAGUGUGGAGAAGGUGAGAGUGAAUUGUGAUCUGUGAAAGUAUGUGCAGAGUGUAUGAAUGUACGUAAGUGAGUAGGGUGUAAGUGUGCAGGGGACAGAGCAAUCAGAGUGGGUGGAAGUGUAAGAUAGAGUCUAAGACCAUGAGCACUAAGUGUGGGUAUAACAAUGAGCCCAGGUAGGAACCCCUUGUCAAAGGUCUUGUGAGUUCUCAUUCACAAAAAUUCCCCAUCUCUCCCUGUCUCUUUGUCUAUCUCUCUCCCGGUGGAUACCUUGAUUUAUCCUUUUAUUUUUCUGCAUCUUUUUGAGUCUCUCCUCUCAGUCUCAGUGCCUUUCUCUCUUCCUCUCUCAUUAGGUGGUUAUAUCUCAGUCAACCUUUAACUAUGUCAUUGCCUCUCUCUCUCCAUACACACACACAUAGACACACACACACUCCUCUAUAUAGAUAUAUAGAUACAUUUCUGUUUUUCUGUCUUUUUGUCUCAUUCUCAUCUCUGUCUUCCUACCCCAUCCCAUGCUCUCUCUCACACACCAGGAGCCCAAUAAGUAUUUGUUCUCAGUUCCCUUUGACUACAUCUCUUUCCUUUAUUUCUCCUGAUUGUUGCAUCUUUGGAUUUUAUAACCAUAUGCUGGUUGACCUGCCCUCCCCACCCCAGUGUGUUCAUACACACUCACAUAGGAUAAGCUUUUUCUGCCUGCUUAUCUCCUGCAGGAAUUGAUCUCCUCUGCCAUGACGCUCUUUCUGGUCCUCCUCCAGGAACAAAAUGAGGCAUCUGGCCUGAGCCCCGACAGCUCCAUCUCUGAUGCUCCCUCUAAUCUUUCUUCUUCUCUCCCAUUAUUGACUCCUUGCACUCCAUCUUCCACUUUAGUUGUUUUCCUUCUCUGGAUGCUCCUGGGACUUCAGGCUCUCUUCUUUCCAUGCCUGUGGCCCCAAAGAGCCAGGAAAGGAAAGUGAUAUCAGGUGUCCAGAAAAAGAGUCUUACUACCUGACUUCCUCCCCAAGCCUCGGGAGUGCUGGCUCCAAGCUCACCUUAUUUCAAAAUCCAGGUGUUGGAUCCACAAAAGAGAAGCCAGGAGUUCAGGUACCCAGGCCAUGAAUUCUAGGCAGACAAGGACCCACCCCUCUCAGACUCAGGAGGCCAGGCCUGCAGCCCCUUCUUCCAAAAUUCCCAAGAAUUCAGGUCUCCAUUACCUCCUCCCCAGCCGCUUCUCCCCCCCCCACCCCCCGCCCUCCCGUCAAACUAAGGGCAGAUGUUCACUGUUGAUUUUCAAAUCCUCCUUCUGGGCCUGUGUGGGGGGUUGAAAGAGAGAUUGGUGCUUAAAUCCACUGACUCUAAGACUUAAGACCAGAUCUUCUGACCCCCCUGUCAAACUCUCCCAACUGCAUCCUGCUGCAGGCAGAGAACCUAGUUGAGCCCCCAGGUCCUCGGAAAUUCGGAGCUUCUCAGUCAGCAGAGAUGUGAAUCCCUAGUCUUAGAAUCCUGGAAGUCCAAGUCGCUGCCACUUAGGGAGGAACGCAAGAAUCUGCUUUCAGGAACAAUAGGAAACCUGAGUGAGGAUCCCAGUCCCAGAGGGCUCAGGUAUGUCAGACCCACAGUCGCCCCUCAGCCUGCUCGAGGACCUGCCCACCUGCCGGAGCAGCUGCACAGGGUAUCCGCGGGCAUGUAGCGUGGGAACGCCUCAGCUGGGCCGCAUGUAGCAGUCAGGACAAGCUGCGAGGUUCCCAGACCCCCGGCCUGACCAGCCCCGGCACCGCCGCCUCCCAGCUGUCGCCCGGCAACCACAGCCAAGUGGGGCGAGGGACUGAGCUUUUACUGCGGGGUCUAGGGAAAGGAGGGGGUGGGGGGCCUGGAUUCCUGGAUCUUAGGACUUGCUAUGGUUUGCUGCUGUAACUAGGAAUGCAGGGGGAUAUGUUGAGGAGGUGUUUUGAGAGGGAAGGGCAGAACCCUCCUGUUGGGGGUCCCAGCUGCCCCAACCCAGGCACCCCGGCGCCCUCUUCCUGACCCCCAGGCUCUGAGGAGCCCCAGGCCCCGCCUCUCCCAGGCGCGGAAACUAGCAAGGCCCCAGGGGUUCCCAUUUAUAGCUAGGUUUCCACUCAGCGCGGUCCCUCCAGGACUUGGGCUGAGCAAGUUUCUUCCACUCCCUCCUUUUCAACCCCGUAGCCCCGCAACCCUGGCAGGGUGCAGGUAUCCAACCCAGCCUAGACCCCUUCCUUCGAUCCAGGUGUUCCGGCUCCCAGAUCCCAGUUGGGCUGGGGCUCCAGCCCAAGGGGAGAACUCCGCCCUACUUUCUCGGAUUCGUUUUGGCCUCGACCCUGGGGCUUUCUUCCUGUAAAGGGGGCGGGUCGCGGGGGCACAAGGAGCGCCGGGGCGGGGCGAAUGGGAUCCGACCCUCCUAGUCUCUCAGAGACUGAGCGCACGGACCUCGCCGGCGCUUCAGAAUUCGAGCCAGCGGCCGAGCAGACUUAGGAACUCCAGGCCAGGGACAGAGGGGAGGUCCUAGCUUGGGGUGAAGAGUCGGUUGCGAAGGGGUUUCCAGGCCGGAGUGGCUGGAGGUGUGCUUUCGAGGAAGCAGUUGGCGGGGAAGUCAGUGCGACAGCAAGUCAACUGGAUCUUGGGGGACACACAGUCAGGAUGCUGGUUCCCGCCCUCUUCGUCCUCUUCUUCUGCUUCAGAGGGCGUGCAGGCCUGUCGCCCCACUUCCUGCAACAGCCAGAGGACUUGGUGGUACUGCUAGGGGAUGAGGCCCGGUUGCCCUGUGUCCUGGGCACAUACUCGGGGCUGGUUCAAUGGACUAAGGAUGGGCUGGCUCUAGGGGGUGAAAGGGACCUGCCAGGGUGGUCUAGGUACUGGAUAUCAGGGAAUGCAGCCAGCGGCCAGCACGACCUCCACAUUAGGCCUGUGGAGCUAGAGGAUCAAGCAUCAUAUGAAUGUCAGGCGACACAGGCAGGCCUCCGCUCUCGACCAGCCCAACUGCAUGUGCUGGUGCCCCCAGAAGCCCCUCAUGUGUUGGGAGGCCCCUCCGUGUCUCUGGUUGCUGGGGUUCCUGCAAAUCUGACCUGUCGGAGCCAUGGGGAUGCCCACCCCACCCCUGAGCUGCUGUGGUUUCGAGAUGGGGUCCAGCUGGAUGGGGCCACCUUCAAACAGACCCUACUGAAGGAAGGGACAACUGGGUCAGUGGAGAGCAUCUUAUCCUUGACCCCUUCCAGCCAUGAUGAAGGAGCCACCUUGGUCUGCCGGGCCCGAAGCCAGGCCCUGCCUGCAGGAAAGGACACAGCUAUCACACUGAGCCUGCAAUAUCCCCCAGUGGUGACUCUGUCUGCAGAACCACAGACUGUGCAGGAGGGAGAGAAGGUUACUUUCCUAUGCCAGGCCAGGGCUCAGCCUCCUGUCACGGGCUAUCGGUGGGCAAAGGGGGGUUCCCCAGUGCUGGGGGCCCAAGGGCCAAUGUUGGAGGUGGUGGCAGAUGCUUCAUUCCUAACUGUGCCAGUGUCAUGUGAAGUCAGCAACACUGUGGGUAGCGCCAACCGCAGCACCGCACUGGAUGUACAGUUUGGGCCUAUUCUGCUGGCAAAGCCGGAGUCCACGUCUGUAGACCUGGGGGAAGAUGCUUUGUUUAGCUGUUCUUGGCGUGGGAACCCGCUCCCACGGGUAACCUGGACCCACCGUGGGGGCACACAGGUACUGGGCUCCGGGCCCACACUACGUAUUCCUUCGGUGGGGCUGGAGGAUGCAGGCGACUACGUGUGCAGGGCUGAGCCAGGGCUCUCAGGUCUAGGGGGCGGCGUUGCAGAGGCUAGGCUGACUGUGAACGCUCCCCCUAUAGUGACCGCCUUGCACUCAGCACCAGCCUUCCUGAGGGGUUCUGCUCGCCUCCGGUGUCUAGUCUUCGCCUCCCCUGCCCCAGAAGCCGUGGUUUGGUCUUGGGAUGAGGGCUUCCUGGAGAACGGGUCACAGGGUCGGUUCCUGGUGGAGACGUUUCCAGCCCCAGAGGGCCGAGUUGGACAGGGUCCAGGCCUGAUCUCUGUGCUACACAUUUCGGGAACUCAGGAGUCUGACUUUAGCAAGGGCUUCAACUGCAGUGCCCAUAACCGGUUGGGUGAGGGAAGUACCCUGGUCACCCUGAGCCGUAGAGACUUGCCACUGCCUACUAUGCAGAUUGUGACUGGAGUGGCCUCCUUGGCCAUGACUCUCCUUAUGGUCAUCACUGGUGUGGCCCUCUGCUGCUGGUGCCAAGGCAAGGCCUCUUUCUUCAAGCAAAAGAACCUGGUGCAAAUCCCAGGCAGCAGCCAUGGUUCCAGUUUGCAGGGCCCUGAGGAAGAGGGGACAGGCAGCAGUGAGGACCAGGGCCCCAUCAUGCACACAGACCACACUGACCUGGUUCUGGAUGAAGAGGGGGCUUUGGAGACCAAGGACCCAACCAACAGUUACUACAAGGUCCAAAGAGUCAGUGUGAGCCUGAGCCUUGGUAAAGCCCCUGGAGGAGGCCUCUUCCUGCCACCACCCUCCCCCCUUGGACCUUUGGGUACACCUCCUUUCUAUGACUUCAGUUCACACCUGGACAUGCCUCCCCCCUGCAGACUGUAUAGAGCCCAGGCAGGUUAUCUCACCACACCCCAUUCUCAAGCUUUUACCAGCUACAUCAAACCCACAUCCUUUGGACCCCCAGAUCUGGCUCCCGGGUCUCCUCCUUUCCCAUAUGCUGCCUUCCCCACACCUAGCCACUUACGUCUCCAGACUCAUGUGUAACAUCUCUCCAAUUGAAAUUUUGGGAUAUUCAACUUGCCAUAAUUAAUUGUCCUGAUUUCUGAAGAACCAGAACAAAUUAGUGACCUUACUCCUCCAGAACUAAACAUUGAGGGGAGGGAAGAUCAUUACUAUUGCCUGGGUCAUUGAUGACAGUUUGCUCAGCCAAAGGGGAUGCCCCAAAUGGGGCAAGAUGGCCACUAUGUCCAUCUAGUCCCCUGUGUAAAAGAGAUUCAAGAUGCCAAAUGGCCCCUUUAAAGAGGAAUAGAAGCAACAAACAACAAAUGCUGGAGAGGUUGUGGGGAAAAGGGGUCCUUAGUUCACUGUUGGUGGGAUUGCAGACUGGUACAACCAUUAUGGAAAACAGUAUGAAAUGUUCUCAGAAAAAUAAAAAUCGACCUGCCUUUUGACCCAGCAAUUCCACUGCUAGGAUUAUAUCCUAAGAAUCCUAAAACAUCAAUUUCAAAGAACCUAUGCACCACAAUGUUCAUAGCGGCACAAUUUACAAUAGCCAAGAGUUGGAAGCAACCUAGGUGCCCAUCAGUAAAUGAAUGGAUUGAAAAAUUGUGAUACAUAUACACAAUGGAAUUCUAUGCAGCAGAGAGAAAGAAGGAGCUCCUACCCUUUGCAACAACAUGGAUGGAACUGAAAAGCAUUAUGCUGAGUGAAAUAGGCCAGGUGUUGAAAGACAAAUACCAUAUUAUCUCACCUUUAACAGGAAGCUAAACAACAAAACAAACAAGCAAGCAGAAAAAAACAAAGACACUGAAAUAGAGAACAAGGGGACAGUGACCAGAGGGGAGAGGGAAGGGAAUUU